AUGGAGAAACAGUGGGAUGCGCUAAAGGAUAUUCCCGACCUCCACGGGAAAGUGGUUGUCGUGACAGGAGGAACGAGUGGCAUUGGUUUUGAAACAGUUCGACUUCUCGCUCAGCGUGGAGCAAAGGUGUACUUCACAUCACGAUCCGAAUCCAAGGCACAGAAGGCAAAGGACACCCUCCUAACCAACUAUCCGGACACCGACGCAAAAAACAUCGAAUGGCUGUUAUUGGACCUAUCCGAUCUAAAGAGCAUCGAUGCUGUCGCUCAUGAGCUGAACGAGAAGGAAAGCAAGGUGGACAUUCUGAUUAAUAAUGCUGCGUUUUCGACAUCGUCCAACGAAUUAGUGUAUGGUAGAUGGGACCAACACAUGGCGGUCAACUAUAUCGGUCCUCUCCUUUUCAUUAAUCGUGUUAUGACGCUUCUUAAGAAUGCUCUGAAAGCAAAGGACGCCGACGUGAGAAUCAUAAAUCUCAGUUCACUCGCCCAGGUUACAAUGCUGCCGCAAGACUUUGAAUUUCACUUCGACUCUACCGAUUGCCUCAGCAACCCGGUUCGUUCACACCCUUGGCAAUGGAAAUAUAUCGGCAGACUUAUGUUCGGCUAUGAUCUGCCCCGCUACGCCGUUUCAAAGGCCGCCGUUACUUCAUUUACAAAGGAAUUACAGCGUCGGCUGGAUGAGCAGGGUCUUCCUAUUGUAACUGUUUCCGUGCAUCCAGGAGAGGUUGCCACUGAGGGUGUAAUGACGAUCAACAACCUGUUCAUACGGACUAUCGCCCGCCUCUUGUUCGUCGCGUCCGAGCAAGGUGCUGCGACAUCUGCCUUCGCUGCCACCGCAACAGAGGUCCGACAGAAUAUCGAGAAGUAUAAGGGGAAGUUCCUAGUGCCUAUUGGCAAAGUUGGGUCUCCCAAUGCAGUUGUUGAGGAUGAUCGACAGGUCAAAGGACUGUGGGAGACCACGAACAGGGAGGUUAAUGAGCAACUUCUUACUGAGAACCUUGCCCCGUUAGACGUGUGGUGA
Penicillium lagena is the source of this 1020-nucleotide messenger RNA. RefSeq lists its product as uncharacterized. Bases 1 to 1020 code for a protein of 339 amino acids. The transcript is spliced from 4 exons. NCBI's taxonomy places the organism in Eukaryota, Fungi, Ascomycota, Eurotiomycetes, Eurotiales, Aspergillaceae. The record is from RefSeq and is a predicted model, not a curated record.